Nicotiana tabacum (common tobacco) is the source of this 1987-nucleotide messenger RNA. The record is from RefSeq and is a predicted model, not a curated record. Lineage: Eukaryota; Viridiplantae; Streptophyta; Magnoliopsida; Solanales; Solanaceae.
AUGGCCAAAACAUCUAAUAACGUUCCACAAAAAGAGGCUCCUUCUUCAUCACGACUCGUCGGCGGUGAGGAUGCGGCGGAGCCUCGCCCUGAGGAAUUCGUUCCGCUGUGGCUCGGAUGCCUGAGCCAAUUCCGGAUCUUAAAUAAUGGGCUGAAGGACUUGGGAAGGACGUUGCCCCCAUCUGGUGAUGAGGAGGUUCCUGUCCCGAAGCAGUUUAAAGAAAAGAAUAUAAAAUAUGUACCGAGUUCCUUGGUCUCGGAAAAGAAAAAACUGACGAAGAAAUCUCGCAAGCUAAAGGGCCCCCCUGAUGUUAUGCUUUCGGAAUCGAUCCGCCGAUUAAGGGACGAUCCCGAAGAAGGAGAAGAUGAAUUAGUCGGUGUACGGGCUAAUGUUGUGAUACAACAAUCUUCCGAAUCGGCGGAAGUGAAUACGGGAACCCUGGUCAUAAUCCCGGAACAAGAAAAAGCCGAGACUAUUCGGUCUCGAGCUGAGAUGGUUGAAGGGGAGACCGAGGGUAGGACUUCUCUGGCAGCAGAAGAUAUCUCGAGGGAUGAGCUCGGGAUAGUUAAUAUUAGCGGGUACCCUCAGAUUUUGGAUGCUAUGAUCCGUGAGGCCAGCAUGAUGGAAGGUCGAUCCAACGAGGGCAUUCAGGAGCCGACCGAUAUCCAUGGUUUUUUGGAUGGGCUUGAGUCAGCUGCCUCGGAGGAAGUUAUCGGGUUCGGUGGAUUACCGAUACCAAAGAAAACAUCAUGAUCGGGCUCUACCAUGUCUUCAUUAGUUCCAAAACUAGUGGACCAAUUCCCGGCCCCGAGUAUUGAUCCUGAUCGUAGGUGGAAGGUGGUGCUCUCCAUCCCGGAAGAUACCCGAAUUUUCUCUCCCCCUGUGGGGAUUGCUAGUUACCUUCGGUCCCUAGUGACCGAAGAAGAUCAAGCAGUGAUGAAUGCGGUAGGACCCGCCUGCCUUUUCAACGAGGCCUAGCAUGCUCUGAAUCGGGUUUCGGUGUUGCAUCACGAGGCUUUCCUCCGAAUCCGAGAGGAGCAUGAGGCCGAGGUUCGGAAUCUCACUGAGAAGAGUGACUCCUAUAAACUUCGUAGCGAGAAAUUUCGAGCAGAUUUGGCCGCGGCUCGGGAUGAGCAUGAGGAGAUGGCCGAGAAGGUAUUCCGAAUUCUUCACGACAGUGAAGAUGAAUUGGAGAUAACCACUAACAACCCGAUUUUGCAGGUUCGGCAGGGGCUUGAACAGAUCGGACGACUCAAUUCGCAGGUAGAUGAGCUAAUGGCCGAAGGGGAAAAAUUCAAAGAAAAUAUGGAUAUCCUCGCCUCCAGAAAGGAGGUCGUUCAAUCGCAAUUGGAGUCGGCUGAGGCCCAGCUUCGGGCUACAAAAGAAAACACCUUGGUGCUGAUCGAGAAGGUUAAAGAGCUUCAGAGUCGGUUAGAAUUGGCCAUUUACGAUAAGGUAAGCUUGGCUAAUGAACUCAAAGUGGUUAGAUCUGGGAUAACCAAAGCUAAUAAAAGAGCUUAUGCGAAAGUGGCCCAGUUCAGGAUCGAUGUUGAGGUUAACCAGGACAAGGCCAAGAGCAUGGUCGAACAUGCUAAAUGGUAGGCUCGGAGAGAAGCUCUCGAGGAAGUCAGUGCUCAGGGCUUCGAUGUUGAGGCCGAAAUUGAAAAUGCCAAGGAGGAGGAAAACAGGGCUCGAAGGCUGACCUUUCCUGAGGAAGACUCCGAUAGCUCAAGCGAAUCUGAAGGUGGGGAAGAUCCCGAGGACGUGGCCUCCGAUGAAGACCAAAACAUUUAGGACCUUAAGUAGUUUUUUUUUCUAUCGAGGCUGCUUCAGCCUUGGUAAAGAACUUCCUUCGGGCCGUGUUGCCUUUGUAAAAGAUUUCGAUGUAUAUAUAAAACUUUCCCCUUCUAUGGCUUCUGAAUCUUUUGCCUUUUUGUUAACUUAUACAAAGGUCAAAAAGUGCCUUAGCAUGGAAUAAUUAUGCGAA